AUUGAAAUUUUCUUUAUUUGUUGUAUAUAAUAAGAAAAUAUACUUUUUUUGUUAUUAAAAACACAAAAAAAUUGUUUUAAAAUUUAACAAUGGCAACUGCUGGUCCAGUUCGUACUAAUUGGCAUCCUUCCAAGAAACACAGUGAUGUCGAAAGAUGGAUUUGCAUUUAUCCAGCCUACAUUAACAGCAAGAAGACACGACAGGAAGGUCGUCGUUUACCCAAGGAAAAUUGCGUAGAAAACCCAACAUAUGCUGAAAUCAGAGAUGUUUUGUCUGUUACCAAUUUAAAGGUCGGAGUGGAAAAUAAACAGUACUGCCGUGAGAAAAGUAGGGAACUUAAAUUCCGUGGCAGAAUACGCGUACAAAUGCGUAAUGACGAUGGUACUUUCUGCAAUCCCGAAUUGGAAAGUCGUGAAGCAAUUAUGUUAUAUGUGGCUAAUAGAAUUCCUCAGUUGAAAACACGUCAGGGAAAACCGGGAGGCGAAGCGCCAGCGCAAUAUCAACAAGUUCAACAACCCAGCAGUUCCGGCGGUGGUGGUGGCGGUGGCAAGAAAGGCAAAGGCAAGAGACGUUAAUUCUUCAUUGUGUUUUUAAAUAAUUUCAAGAAAAAUCUUUUUUGGUGUUUCGCUUUUGUUAUACAUUACUUCUACAUAUUUAAUUUCGAAAAUAAAGAAUUUUUGCAAACAUAUUUUAUUUUGCAAAAAUACAUAAAACAA
Calliphora vicina (urban bluebottle blowfly) is the source of this 716-nucleotide messenger RNA. It is a transcript of the gene Srp19, whose product is annotated as signal recognition particle 19. Gene Ontology annotation, biological process: SRP-dependent cotranslational protein targeting to membrane; SRP-dependent cotranslational protein targeting to membrane, signal sequence recognition. The transcript is spliced from 3 exons. The record is from RefSeq and is a predicted model, not a curated record. Gene Ontology annotation, cellular component: signal recognition particle, endoplasmic reticulum targeting. NCBI's taxonomy places the organism in Eukaryota, Metazoa, Arthropoda, Insecta, Diptera, Calliphoridae. The coding region runs from base 90 to 575 and encodes 161 amino acids. Gene Ontology annotation, molecular function: 7S RNA binding.